AUGGCUUCUACAAGCAAGUUAAACAAAGACCUUUGGACAAAUAUAACUCGACUUAAAUUAUUAACAAAACCAGACGCCCCAGUUAAAUUUAUACUUGAAAAAACUCCUUUUGAUGAUGAAGAAGACGAAGAGUGUCCCAAAGUACGAGAUGAAUAUCUCAUUAGUGGACGAAUUUUACCUAAUUCAAAUAUUUUUAAAGAUGGUGCAUAUCGAAUAGAAAUGAAAUUAAUACCAACAUAUCCCAUAGAACCACCAGAAGUCCGAUUUUUAACACCAAUCUAUCACCCUAAUAUCACUUCAGAUGGAAAAUUUUGUUAUCAAUUAUUGAACAAUGCCUCAAAGUGGAAGAAAGGAACCACUUUAGUUGAAGCUGUGCAAACUGUUGUCAAACAUGUAGAUAAUCCUGAUGCUGACUAUGCUGUUAAUUAUGAAAUAGGUAAAGAAUAUAUGCAGAACAGACCAGAAUUCAAUCGAAAAGCCUCAGAAAUGGCGAAAAAAUAUUCAUUACCUCGUCAAUGA
Molecule: messenger RNA, 519 nt
Organism: Rotaria sp. Silwood1
Lineage: Eukaryota; Metazoa; Rotifera; Eurotatoria; Philodinida; Philodinidae
Source: the annotation of a GenBank genome assembly